GUGCAUGAGUGGUGCAUAGCACUGAAGCCUGUUAUGAUUUGGUCUCUCCCGGGUGCCUGCGGUCCCUCCUCCAUCAAACGUCAGAAACUAGCGGUAUAAAACACACGAGAGGCCGUACCGACCGCUCAAAGUCGCACAUACCUCGUUAACUGACAGCCUGCGGUCUGCCUCCUUAGAGACAAUACAGAGGCACUAGAUUUUAAUGAGACAGAAAAGGGGAGAGAUACGCCAAGUUGUGGAGCGACUUAAACAUUGCUGGAUUGAGCACAAGAAUGCAAAAGAAAAGUCUGUUUCUACAGAGAUAUUUGUGCCGGAUAAAUGUCAUAUAUGCGGGAGAGUUUCUGUCGCGCUGGACUUUAAAUUGAGUAUUGUCUAAUGGGCGAACACAAACUUGGAUUUCUGCUGAUAACUAAAGGGACUGCUACGAGAAAACGAAUUAGGCGAGGAGUUUUUUUAUAAUUAGUCCCCAAGGGAGUUAAAAGAAACAACAGCAGUGUUUAUCCGUUUGAUUUGAAGGCUUAUUGACACUGACCUUGGCAGUCCUCGCCUGUGAAUCUGCACAAUCAACUCCUGAGCGAACCAAAUGCACAGAGAAAGAUGCAUUUGGGUAAGGCUUUACUGUUUGUCCUCCUCCUCAAUUGCGCAACUUUGAGCUCAUCCCUGUCAACUUGUGCCACCGUGGAUAUUGACCACGUGAAAAGGAAGAGGGUUGAGGCGAUACGAGGUCAAAUUCUGAGCAAACUCCGACUGACAAGUCCCCCACACUCCCUCGGACCGAGUAAAAUCCCUUAUCAAAUCCAAGCAUUGUAUAACAGCACCAAGGAGCUACUGGAGGAGCUUGGGAGGGAUCGGCAGCAGAGUUGCGGUCAGGACAACACAGAGACAGAGUACUACGCCAAAGAGAUAUACAAAUUCAACAUGGUCUACGGACCGACAGAAAGCAACGAUCUGCCCAACUGCCCAAAAGGUAUCACCUCUAAGGUUUUCCGCUUCAAUGUCUCCGCCAUGGAAAGAAACUCAACCAACCUCUUCAGAGCAGAGUUUCGAGCUCUGAGGGUCCCAAACUCAAUUGCCAAGAGGAAUGAACAGCGGAUUGAACUCUACCAGAUUGUGAGGCCAAACGAACACAUUAGGAAACAACGCUACAUCGGAGCCAAGAAUGUGCUGACCAAAGGUACUCCAGAGUGGGUCUCCUUCGAUGUGACUGAAACUGUGCGGGAAUGGCUGAUGAACAGAGGAACAAAUCUGGGUUUGGAAAUCAGUGUGCACUGUCCCUGCCACACCUUCAACCCAAAUGGUGACAUCAUUGACAAUGAGAAUGAAGUGCUGGAGGUGAAGUUUAAAGGCGUGGAUGGAGAUGAGGAGCACAGCCGCUUGGACCUGAGUCACCUAAAUAAGCGAAAGGAGCAGCCGCUGCCUCACCUUAUCCUCAUGAUGAUCCCACCCCACCGCCUGGAUGCUCAGUCCACACGCCGACGCAAGAGAGCGCUGGACACAAACUACUGUUUCUCAAACACAGAGGAGAGCUGCUGUGUUCGUCGGCUCCACAUUGAUUUCCGGCGUGACUUGGACUGGAAGUGGAUCCAUGAGCCCAGUGGUUACGAUGCCAACUACUGCUCCGGGCCCUGCCCUUACCUGAGGAGCUCAGAUACAACACACAGCUCGCUGCUGAGCCUGUACAACACUCUGAACCCGGAGGCAUCGGCCUCCCCCUGCUGUGUCCCUCAAGACCUGGAACCCCUCACGAUACUCUACUACUCUGGACGAACCCCCAAAGUGGAGCAGCUCUCCAACAUGAUUGUCAAGUCUUGCAAGUGUAGCUGAGAAGACAUGAAAGGCGAGGUAGUAUGGCAGGAUUUUCUCGGCACUGACCAAACCCAUGCUCAUUGACUUUUGGACUUUUAGCUGUGACAAAUACUUAAACUGACCCUGUGGCCUCAAGGCCUCAAGAUCUGAACACCACUCUGAAGGUCACACAUUUUUAAGGAUGCAGAUUUUCUUUAAAAACUUGAGGUCCUCGUUUUGUUUUCCUUGUUCUGUAUUUUUUCCUCCCACUCAGUCAGUUCUGGAUGACAAUUACUUAUUUUAAUCUUAAAAGGUCUAACCAAAACCAAACUUCAUCUUUCAAUCAAGGUAUGAUCUUAAAAUAUUUCCAUCUAGAUUUGUGAAGAUGGACAACACAGUCCUAAGGCUAGAUUGUGGAGAGCCCUGUACAAAUAUAUCUGUGACAAAAAGAAAAAAACAAUGAUAGAGACACGUGCUUUAUUCUGCGCUUCAGAGCUCAAGCAAAAUAUUCCACAAAGUUAUACUGUAGUUUCUGCUAAGGGUGGAGCCAAAUCCGAAUACAGUAUUCAGAAAAGCACAAAUAGGGAGUUUUAUGAAUAUUUAUUUCGUAUAAAUAUUUUAGAAAUUAUUUGUUUUAGGGAAGAAAAAAAACCAUGUCAGAUAACAGCGUGCAGGUUGGUUAUGUCACUGUCUCUGUCUCUCUCCUCUGCUCCGCUGUACCGUCUGUAUGUCAUGGUUGUUUAAAUGGCUGCAGGUCUCUGUGUAUAGCAGAGCUAAGCUUUAGCUGAGCAGUCAGCCCAGUCAUUCAUGGCCUGGGAGACCUGAGUUUGAGACCCAGUGUGGAGACCUACCUUGCAAAAUAGUUGAAUGAAAACCUAUUUUGACACUUUAAUAUCCUAAAAUUGGAAGUGUAAUAAAAACAAAAACAGGAUUUUUAUGCCUAUUUCCACUUUCAU
Thunnus maccoyii (southern bluefin tuna) is the source of this 2741-nucleotide messenger RNA. Its product is annotated as transforming growth factor beta-3 proprotein-like. Bases 598 to 1824 code for a protein of 408 amino acids. Gene Ontology annotation, cellular component: extracellular region. The record is from RefSeq and is a predicted model, not a curated record. The transcript has 7 exons. Gene Ontology annotation, biological process: SMAD protein signal transduction; BMP signaling pathway; regulation of cell population proliferation. Gene Ontology annotation, molecular function: cytokine activity; growth factor activity; type II transforming growth factor beta receptor binding. Lineage: Eukaryota; Metazoa; Chordata; Actinopteri; Scombriformes; Scombridae.